AUGUCCAGCGACCUGCUCCGACGUCUCGACGCGCUCGUCGACUCCGCCGCAUCGUCCCUCCCGCCGCAGGCCCAGGCGUACCUCACGCGCACGAACCUGCAGUCGUUUCUGCGCAUCGUGGUCAUCGUGGCCACGUACCUCCUCUUCCGACCGCACCUGGAGACGCUGUUUCGCAAAAUCACCGGGACGCCGGACAAGAGGCAGGAAGAGAUCAAGGCGCGGAUAGAGUUCCUACAACAGCAACAGCAGCAGGAAGCGGCGGCCAUGUUCGGCGGGAAGAUCCCCGUGCUCAACAAGGAGGGUAAGAUCCUGAAGCUGGUGACGCCCGAGGAGGCGGAGACGUUGAAGAGGCAAGGUGCGGCCGUGGAUGGGCCCACGGGUAGUACGGGUACAGGCACAGGCACAGGCACAAGCGCAAACGGCCCUACUUCUGCCGGUGGUAAUGGUGGGAAGCCAAAGAAGAAGGCAAAGACCAAGAAGAAGGCAUGA
Exophiala spinifera is the source of this 489-nucleotide messenger RNA. RefSeq lists its product as uncharacterized. Bases 1 to 489 code for a protein of 162 amino acids. The record is from RefSeq and is a predicted model, not a curated record. NCBI's taxonomy places the organism in Eukaryota, Fungi, Ascomycota, Eurotiomycetes, Chaetothyriales, Herpotrichiellaceae. The transcript has a single exon.